AACCUAAGUGGCCAAUACACAUGCACACACAUCCGCCAAAGGAUAGGUCAUAACACAUUUAGAAUUUUAUUCAAAUUUCAGUCUGCUACGAACUUUUGAAACAAAAACAUCACAAAACGAAAGAAAACUACAAAAAAGGAUAAUAAGAAAAAUAAACAAAAAAAAAUCAAAAUAAGUUAUAUUUUUCUGCUGUUAAUUUAAAAAGAAAAUCCAAAUUUUAAUAUGAGCGACGAGGAUCAAGAUUUUUUGGAAGUAAACCCCGACUCAACAUGGCUAGAAAAGACCACAAUUGGAGGAUUUCGUGUUUGGCACAUUAUUGCCAUAUGUUUGGGAAUAAUAAUGAGCAUAAUCAUAAUGGUGUGUUGUUGUGUACGCUUUCGAAUACCCCGAACAAAACAAGAAAUCGAAGCUGACUAUCAAAGAAAACAGAUCACAAAGAAAUUUCGCGAAAAAUUACAACAAAUCAAAAAUUCUGAAAUGGAUGAUAUGGAUUUACAGAAAGCCAUUGAAUAUAUACUCUCCAAUUAUCUCAUAAAGCAAUGUAAUAGUGUUGAGAGCCUGGACAAGGAUCCAAAUAAACUUAAAAAUAAUCACAUAAGUGUAAUUGAUAAUAUAAAAGUAUAAUUAGAACCAAAAACCAUUUUCGUAAAUUUUAUUAUGUAUUUGCAAAAUGAA
This is a messenger RNA of Musca domestica (house fly), 675 nucleotides long. RefSeq lists its product as uncharacterized. NCBI's taxonomy places the organism in Eukaryota, Metazoa, Arthropoda, Insecta, Diptera, Muscidae. The record is from RefSeq and is a predicted model, not a curated record. Bases 223 to 624 code for a protein of 133 amino acids. The transcript is spliced from 3 exons.